GUGGGAUAGAGGAUUUCCUAUUGCAAGGAACACCACUCCACUCGUUCAACGUAACACACGAAUUCGUGAUAAUCAUAGCUUCCGGCGAUCAAAACCGUUUCGUGACCUGGAUGGAACCGAGACCGUAAUGAUCAAAAUGCUUAGUUUCCAAAGAAUGCGAUUAAUGUAUCCAGUAAAUCUUCUUCAUUACUUUCAAGGUCAAUGAAUAAGAUAUAUCGAUUUAAGUUUACGGGAUUAAUUAGGACAUGCUGGUAUAUUUAUUAUAAGAUGGAAUGAAAUCAAUUAAUCUGAAUUUGUUUCUACACGACUCUGAAGUGAGGUCUAUCGUUAUGUCUAAAUGUACUAUACAGGUCAGAGAGCCAAGAGGAAUAUCAGCAAAGGACCAUUAUUACAGAUAAGCUUUAUUGCACACUUCAUGAUCAGUCACUUGCAAGGAAAGAGCCGAUCAGCAGUAAGCCUGACCCGUUCAAAGUCUGAACCGUUGAGCUGACUAUGGAAUAGCUGGGAAUACACUUGCAAAGUACUACAAGCCUAAAGGAAGUGACGAAAGUGAUGACGCUCUUGAAAAACAUAAUUGGCCACUGAUAACAACGUCAGAGUUAAGUUGGAUGUAUACAAAAACUUACCCACAAAUAGAGUAAAAAAUGGAUCUAUUAAACAACAUGUUAGGAUUUAUUCUAAGCUUCGUCCAAAUGGUUCUCGUAUGGGGGGUCGUUGUUAUGACAUUUGUAGCAGGGUUCGCAGUGUUGAAGAAACGAAAAAAGACAACGUGCCCAUCAGGCCCUGUUGGCCUCCCUUUCAUAGGCUCCCUGCAUCUACUAGGGGAUAAACCACACAGGGUAAUCUCAAAAUGGAGAGAAACGUAUGGUGACAUAUUUAGUGUACAGCUUGGACGUAAGGAGGUGGUUGUGGUGGCCUCGUGGGAAGGCUUCAAAGAAGGACUGCUUGCGGAAAGAGCGCCAUUUCUAGAUGGAAAUACGAGUACAGGAUUCCAAGUGGAAUCCAUUCAAAAUGGUCGUGCCAAAAGAGCGGGAACUCCAACGGUGCAAACUCAACGCAGUAAGACACCAGAUGACAUCAACGACUUGACACUUCGGGAGAGAGUUACUGCACAGAGGAUGUUACUUUGGAGUCAAAUGCCAGAGGUAACAACUGAUGGUCUCAUAGAUACUGUCGAUUCCUCUGAACGGAAAACACAAGAGGCUAUAUUUGAGGUGAUUACAUCAGAGAUUAGAUACUUAAACAGCCUCGAUAUUCUCAUCAACAAUUUUGUGAAUGCCAAAGAAUUUGAAGGUGAUAAGUCUCCACUUAGUAAGAUGGACAGACAUCAUCUAUUCUCCAAUCUAACCGCAGUGAGAGAUACAAGCGAAAGAAUUGUAAAAGCACUAGAGGAACGAUGGCAGGAAAAUUGCAUAAUGGAGGACAUCUGUGAAGUGAUAUUAGAGCACGCCAGCAAAUAUUUCGAUGUAUACGUCACCUACUGCAGCAACCAGAUAUACCAGGACAGGUCACUCAGCAAAUUAUCCAAAGAUAAGCAGUUCAAAGAAAUUCUUGCAAAACUUGAGAAGAACCCUGAGGUUCAGAGGAUGAGCAUGGCCUCGUACUUGAAGCAACCUAUGCAAAGGAUCACCCGACUGCCCCUACUCGUAGAUGCCAUACAUAAACGGCUUAUAGAGGGCACUGAUAGACACACGUUUGCAUCAAAAGCAAAGUCACUUUUGCAGAAGAUUGUGAAAAAGUGCAACGAGGGAGCUAGAAAAAUGGAAAGAACAGAACAGAUGGUUGAAAUCAGUAACCAGCUCGAUUUUAACAAUGUUAAGAAAAUACCGUUGAUCUCUGGUUCUCGGUACUUGGUGACGCAGGGACAAGUGCCUUCAGUAGUUGUCACGGACGCUGGUAGUCUCCCGAGAAAGAAACGAGCGAUUAGAAAACUGCGACAUCUAUUUGUAUUUAAUGACAUUGUUAUGAUUACCAAGAGGAAAAAAGACGACAAAUAUGUUGUGUUGGACUAUGGCGCUCGGCCCCCAAUCAAAGUGAGUGAGAUCGACAAGAAUCAGAUAUCAGGACAUGAGAAACUACCACUUGGUGUACCCAGUGGUUGUGAUCAUUUAUUUGCUCUCACGUUUGCAGAUGAACAUCAAACAAAGAAUGACUAUUAUGUAUUUGGCUGUGAAUCAGUAGUUGCUCGCGAAAACUGGGUACAAGCAAUAACAAAAGCCGAGGAAAUAAAUGAAUAUGAAGCGAUAGGUAACAUUUGCAGCGAGACGGUAGACAUGACAAAGGAGAUAGAGAAUCAAAUCAGUCUUGCAUCACGUGACUUUGCAGACGACUUCAGAGUAAUGGAGGACGAAACAUUUGAUCCCAGGACUCUUGUAACACGGACUACAUUCAAGCUAGUGCUAUCCCUCCUGUUUGGUAAAAAAUCAGACAUAUCCGAGACUGAUCAACAGGUAUUAUCAUCCCUUGCACUGGACGAAAACGUUGGCUUUAUGUCACUUUGGGGAAAAUUUGACUCUAAAGGAUAUCGCAGGCUCAAGCAAUCAGCGGCUACACCAGAACAGCAGGAUAUUCUUAGAAAUAUCAUAAAAGAGCAAAAGGAGUCGUUUAGCAAAUCCAAGGUGACCACUAUUUUAGAUUGUAUACUACAACAGUGCUAUAGUUCUAAGACGGAAGAAACGGUUAGCGAUGAGCUGCUGCUGAAAGAAGUCAAAGAAAUCUUUGGAUCCGCAUACGAGACUGCAUCCCUUUAUAUUCUAUGGACAAUAGUUUAUCUCGUGCGUAAUCAAGAGGUCCAAACAAAUAUGCGCGAUGAACUGAGGAACAUUGUUGCGGAUCGGCCUGUAUCUUUAGAUGAUAGACAAUCUCUACCGUACACAAUGGCUACACUUCUCGAAGUCCAGAGGAUUGCUUGUGUCGAUCCAUUUUUUCUCAGUCGUGCAAUAGGUUCAAAUUGUGCAUUCCAAGGAUGUAGCAUACCAAAAGACACAAGCGUAUUGUUCAAUAUUUGGGGUUUGCAUCAUAACGAAACUUACUGGACAGACCCUUUGCAGUUUGAUCCCUCUAGGUUUCUGGAUGAAACGAACCAGCUGAUAAAGCCGGAGCAUUUCUUCCACGUUAGCUCCAUGAGCCGCCUCUCCACUGGUGACAACAUGUGUCAAAUGAUGAUCUUUAUGUUCAUCGCCCGAUUGGUAACGUUGGUUUCAGUACAGCCAAGCGAUGAAGACAAGGUCCCAUCAGAAGAUGAGAAAUAUAUGUUUACAAUACGUCCAGAACCAUUUAAAGUCAAUGUUGAGGGGAGCCCACUUAUGGCAUCAACAAAUCGACGCCAGUCAUCACUUCUUAGGAAAGGAGCCCUGCGUAAAGGAUCACCUAGCCUGAAAAAGACACCAUCGCCAGUUGAAAGCUUGGCUGAUAGUACAAGUUCAAAUAUAUCCACUGACCCUGACAAUCUGACUGUAUAGUAUAGUUAAAUCAACAAACAUAUGCAAGAUAAGUAAUUCAAAUGCAACUGUGCAUUCGUAGAGACACAGAGUAUUGUAAAAUCAAUAGAAAUAUCAGUAAAUGACGUGGUGAUUCAGCAAUAAAACUAUUAACAGUUAUCUUCAAGUUUUAUGGCAGAUAAAAUAAUGUAUGUAGUGAUUUACUUGUACCAGGUGUGCAAUAACUUACUUGCUUUCACACUACAGCUACACGUAGGCCGAAUAAACAAAUCUAAUGUCACGAAGGUGUCUCCGGUGUUUAAAAAUCUGGCACUUAAUAAACCCAUGAGUGUCCAUAUGGGCAAAAAGAAGGUUCUACUGUUAUCAGAACUCUUAAUGCA
This is a messenger RNA of Owenia fusiformis, 3820 nucleotides long. NCBI's taxonomy places the organism in Eukaryota, Metazoa, Annelida, Polychaeta, Sabellida, Oweniidae. The record is from the annotation of a GenBank genome assembly.